This is a messenger RNA of Zingiber officinale, 1197 nucleotides long. RefSeq lists its product as uncharacterized. Bases 1 to 1197 code for a protein of 398 amino acids. The transcript has 8 exons. The record is from RefSeq and is a predicted model, not a curated record. NCBI's taxonomy places the organism in Eukaryota, Viridiplantae, Streptophyta, Magnoliopsida, Zingiberales, Zingiberaceae.
AUGUCGGAAGUUCCCUCGUGCAGCUCAAUCAACUUUUCCCACAGCUUUUUUGUGCUUGAAAAUGGACCGACUCGGUUCAGCUCUUCUUUGUGUCCUUCUAGUGUCGUCAAGAGGGAGGACGAGGCCUGUUUGGAUGAUUAUUCUCAUAUCGACGUGUGUCUUGAGAUGACGAUAACUGGAGAUCUAUUUGACUGUGUUGAUAUGUAUAAACAACCAGCAUUUGACCACCCUUUGUUGAAAAAUCACACACUUCAGUUAAAACCAAGCAAUCUUCCAAAAGGAAUGAAACUGGCAAAAUCUAAACCAGCUUCUUUUUAUGGAUUCAAUGAUACUUGUCCUUAUGGUACUGUUCUCAUCCACCGUACUCGAAAACAAGAUUUAAUUGAGUCUCAGCUCUUGAGAAGUCAAUUUAGAGCACAAGUUGCAGCUAACGAUCCAAUUACGAAAGGAAGUCACUACGCAAUAAUUCAAUCUGAAAGUGGUCCAUUUUAUGGAGCAUAUGCAAAAAUGGCGACAUAUAAGCUUCCAGAUCUACAAGCCGAUCAAUCAUCAUCCAGCACUAUAUAUCUUUUUGGCGAUACAAACGUUCCAAACAAUGAACUCAAUGUGAUCCAGGCUGGUUGGCAUAUUUCAACAUUCUUGUAUAAUUCCAGUUAUCCUCGAUUUUUUACUGCUUGGACUAGCGAUGGGUAUGAGAAAGGAUGUAUAAAUUUGCUAUGUGCUGGUUUUGUUAGCACCACUAAUAUUUAUGGGCCUGGAAGUUUUAUUCCUGAAUUUUCCACUUACGGCGGUGAACAAAAAUAUCUAUCUAUACUAAUCACUAGGGAUUCUAAUACAGGGAAUUGGUGGGUUACAUAUAAUGAUCAACUACCAAUUGGGUAUUUUCCUAAGGAAUUACUUCCAAAGAUGGAUGAUUAUGCAAACUCAAUGCAAAUGGGUGGGCAUGUUAACUCUCCCUUGAAUGUGCCUAGUCCUCCGAUGGGUAGUGGUCAUCCAAGUUAUGAAGGACGUAAUAAAGCUGCUUAUUUCAUUCAAGUUCAGUUUGUGAAUAAAUUGAAUAGCAUGUUCGUUUUGAAUGCUGAUUAUCUUGAAACUAACAUUGAUAUCGGUGAUUAUUAUAGUAUAUCGGAUAAUCGUUAUGUAGAUGAUAAAGAUAAAUAUGUUUUUGCUUAUGGAGGAGCUGGAGGUUUCAAAUAA